GGACCUUUCAAAAUUAGCCCUUCUCGUGAAGGCGCGUUCUCUGAGUCGUCGACGUUGCAGCGAGAAAUGUCCGCCCCGCAACAAAGCGCCGAGAAGGACAAUGCCUCCGUCAUGACAAAGCCGACUCCGCGCUGCGCCAGCGACGCCCACGGGACGUCGAAGAGCCGGCGACCAGCUACAUCGGGGGCCAAGAAAGAGGCCGUGUCCGAGCGGGCGGUGUCCAGGCAGGUGAUGAAGCCCGUCAAGUCGGGCAGCGCCGACUCCAAGCCUGUGAUGUUGGACCCGGAACAACUGGAUUCCCUGCUCAAGGACAUCCCAGAGUCAGACGCGGCCGGAGCAAAGGGCGCAUCGUCGAAUGGCAAAACCGCAGAGGACCAUGGCGAUUCGGCAGUGAAGGGAGCGGUUCGCAGGAAGGCCGUAUCUGCGUCCACAGGUCCCGUCAAGGUGGUCACCACGGAGCAACACCGCGUCGUCACUGACGAGAUUGGGUUCGAUGCCCCGCGAGAGGACACGACGACGACGUCAUUCGAAGCCCACGUGCGCAUGCGCAUGUCACGUCCGCGGGUGCCGGAGGGCAAAGCUAUCGGCAACGCAGUGCGGGAAGACCAGACGCACGGCCGCGGCGUGGCCACUUCCCAGAGCAACCAGCGAUCGUCGUCUCGUCAUUCCAAAGCCUCGGGAAGGGCGUCACGAUCAGCCUGUCCCGACUGCGGCGGAGGCGUCGCUGGUGUCGAAACCGGAGGAAUCACGUGCGGCUGCGACUAUGGUGCCUGCUGCUGCUGCUGCGCGCGCAGCAGCCAGCAAGAGUCAGCGGCGUGCUGCAGCGCGAGCGGCAGCAGCACCUGCUCGUCUUGCUCGCAGGAGGAAGCGUACCAUACUGACGCGUCGUCCCCACGAGACCAGUGGUUCAGCGCCGGCAGCGUCUCCUCGACGUCGGCCUGCAGCACCUGCCGGGAGCCAGAGAUUGGCGCUCUACUACGCACCACCGCCUCUUUCUGCGAGACUCUGGCGAUGGCACUCAGCGGCGAGCAGCACGGAGCCAGGAAGCACUGACCGGGCGUUCCGAGCUCGGAAGAGCGCUGUGGAGCUAUAGCGGGAAACGUUAGCUUCACUGCCCCUGCACAUCUCUCUAUUAAUACAAUGUCGGCCCCCGGUGACGACUCGAUCGUUUCUGUAUAUACCUUUGACAAGUUGAGUUCGGUGGGUCCGUCCCGGACUAGCACACCCUGCAUCUGCUGUUGCUAUAGAAUAAUCUGCCUGCGGCCGUUUUUCGUUCCAGUAAGAAACGAUGUUCGUCCCUUCUAGCUCUAUCAGUAAAUUACCCUUCUACAAUACCAAGAAAGUCGCUGUUAGCUAAGCCAGAAAAGACACAGAAAGCGAAAGACAGCUACAUCUGGCGACGGCGCCUCGAAGUUUACGCAGCUAGUUCACCGUGACAUCGUGGACAUCGUCCAUUGAAGGAUUCUUCUCGGGUCUAUAGUUAAUUUUUAUUAGCAAAGAUUGACUGCAUUGUAUCCUAAAAGGGCCAACGACUGGACUCGCAGUUUCAAAAACUUUAACCGUGUCCCAGCGGCCCAAAUUCGAAACAAAAAACGGAAUGAUUUGUGACGUCACACUGACGUA
Messenger RNA from Dermacentor silvarum, 1623 nucleotides. RefSeq lists its product as uncharacterized. NCBI's taxonomy places the organism in Eukaryota, Metazoa, Arthropoda, Arachnida, Ixodida, Ixodidae. Bases 67 to 1053 code for a protein of 328 amino acids. The record is from RefSeq and is a predicted model, not a curated record. The transcript has 4 exons.